AUGAGCGAUCUUGGCUUAAGCGAUAGCGUUGAGCAUGAGUCAUCACUUUUUAACUCUACCAUGGCAGAGAAUACAAGUAGCAACCUCAUGUCCCUGGACGACUACAUUAACAAGGCACUUCCUUUGCAUUUGGAUAAAAUGGUCGCAGAUCAUCUGCAAAAUGGUAGUCUGCUGCAUGAUGACCAUAAAGAGAGCACGGCCCCUCUUGGAGCAGUUGAAGCAUCCGACGACAACUGGGCUAUGCAGAGAACACUCCGACUACUACAGCAAGGCCAACAACAUAUCAGCGUUGAGUCUUCUAGUUCCUUUUCCUCAUGGUCGUUCCUACAAGGACUCAUUGUUGGUCAAAUCACGGUCGUUAUUGUGCUGAUCUUUUUCAUCAAGUUCUUCAUAUUCAGUGAGUCGACAUCCUCAAAGCCGAAUAAUCCUAAGAAUGCCACUGGUCCGUCGUUGAGCUCUCGCCCGUUCAUAUCAUCGCAGUUUAUCUCUUCAAUAAUGAAAAGAGGCGGUAAAGAACAGAUUAAUAGUGCAGAGAAUGUCGAAGCAGAGCAAACGCGUCAAAUCGAUGCAAUCCUGGAGAAGACAUAUUACGACGUGAACACACAUCCCUCAGAAUCGCUAGAUUGGUUCAAUGUGCUAAUUGCUCAGACCAUCCAGCAGUUUCGAGAGGAGGCCUGGCAGAAGGAUAACAUCGUUCAUUCCUUGAACAACUUCGUUGAGAAGAAGCUGCAUGAACUGCCAAGUUACAUCGAUGGCGCAAAAAUUACUGAAUUGGACAUAGGUGAUGACUUCCCGAUUUUCUCUAAUUGCAGAGUUCAGUACGUCCCAAACUCAAACAGGAAAAAGUUGGAGGCCAAGAUUGAUAUCGACUUGAAUGACCGACUAGCUAUUGGCGUAGAGACUAAACUUCUACUCAACUAUCCUAAGCCUGCAACAGCUGCUUUGCCGAUUAAUAUAACGGUUGCGAUAGUGAGGUUUCAAGCGUGUUUGACUGUCUCGUUGACGAAGGCCGAAGAAUUUGUUGCUCCCUCGAGCCCAACACAAGAGAAUAAUGGCUCAGGUUACUUUCUGGUUUUCUCAUUCGCACCUGAGUACAGGAUGGAUUUCGAAACCGAGUCAUUGAUUGGCGCCAGGUCAAAACUGGAGAAUAUCCCUAAGAUUGGCAGCCUUAUUGAGUACCAAAUUAAGAAAUGGUUUGUCGAACGAUGUGUAGAGCCUAGAUUUCAAUUUGUUAGACUGCCAAGUAUGUGGCCUAGGAGUAAAAGAACAUGGGAGGGAAAGCCAGAGGCGGAGGGUUCAAAGACCUCAAGAGAAUCUUGA
Molecule: messenger RNA, 1320 nt
Organism: Torulaspora globosa
Lineage: Eukaryota; Fungi; Ascomycota; Saccharomycetes; Saccharomycetales; Saccharomycetaceae
Gene: MMM1
Product: ERMES complex subunit MMM1
Exons: 1
Coding region: 1-1320 (439 amino acids)
Biological process (GO): mitochondrion organization
Cellular component (GO): ERMES complex
Molecular function (GO): lipid binding
Source: RefSeq, a predicted model, not a curated record